Lineus longissimus is the source of this 6682-nucleotide messenger RNA. Its product is annotated as acetylcholine receptor subunit beta-type acr-3-like. Gene Ontology annotation, molecular function: acetylcholine-gated monoatomic cation-selective channel activity; transmembrane signaling receptor activity. The record is from RefSeq and is a predicted model, not a curated record. Gene Ontology annotation, biological process: monoatomic ion transmembrane transport; signal transduction; nervous system process. Lineage: Eukaryota; Metazoa; Nemertea; Pilidiophora; Heteronemertea; Lineidae. The transcript is spliced from 7 exons. Gene Ontology annotation, cellular component: synapse; neuron projection; postsynaptic membrane. Bases 202 to 1623 code for a protein of 473 amino acids.
UCCUGGCCUUUUUCGAGGUUGCACAUAUACCUCGAUAGCUUAGCGGAUCGAAUCCUUUUUGAAUGGGCUAGUUCCUGAGGAGGAAAACAUCAAUACUAAUCGUUUCCGAUAAUUGCCGCCAGGGAAUUAGCCACACUUAUAUCUGAGAGUUAGCACGUGCUAGGUUCAGUUGUAGCAAACACUAACCACCGGACUAGCAGCAUGGCGAACGUCAUGCGAACGGAUUUAUUGCUCUUAUGUCUAUUUCAAGUGUUUUUCGUUGGACUUACAUUGGCCAGAGAACCAAAAGGUGCCGGGCGACGCAGCAAGUAUAUCCGGCCGAAAGACAGCGACGAGCAUCGCCUGUUCAGUGACAUCUUGGGUAAACACUACAAUAAAUUCGUCCGGCCGAGUGCAAACUCGACACAACCCAGCAAUAUCACGCUUCAGAUCUACCUCAAGAAGAUUAUGACAGUGGACGAAAAAAUGGAAUAUAUGUACACACGUUGGUUCUUGGUAAUGUCGUGGGACGACUACCGACUUGCGUGGGAUCCUAAGGAGUACGGGGGACUUGAGCAGGUCGUUGUCCCUGGUCAGACAGUGUGGCUACCGGACAUUGCUCUAUUCAACGCAGUUUACGGCUAUUACAUUUUUGCAAGUUACGUCAAGUAUGGCGUCAUCCUCAACUCGAAGGGCAAGAUGGUGUGGACGCCCGGGGGGACCUACAAGACAUCCUGUAGCAUCACCGUCACCUACUUCCCCUUCGACAGACAACACUGCAAGAUGACCUUCGAGUCUUUCACGCACACGGCCAAUCAGGUCCAGCUCUUAAAGCGUCCCGGCGGGGACACGGUCAACCUGGAUGUCUACAAACGUAGCGACCAAUGGAGACUAGAAAACGUCACGGCCAUCUGGGAAAAGGAACCAACAUAUGAAAGCUUCUGGACGACCCGGAUCCACAUUGACUUCCAUAUAACCCGGAAGUGUGGCUAUUACGUCAUCAAUAUUUUGACGCCGUGCGUCAUGAUCUCAUUGUUGGCUGUGACUGUGUUCUGUGUACCCCCGGACUCUGGUGAGAGGGUGUCUUUGGGCAUCAGCAUCCUCUUGACACUCACUGUGUUUCUGUUACUCGUCGCUGAUAACAUCCCAAAGACAUCUGAUGAGCUACCUCUUCUUGCUCUUUAUCUGUGUGUGCUGAUGGGCAUGUCCGCCCUAGCAGUCAUCCUCUCCGUCAUCAUCAUCCACGUGUACAAUAUUGGCGGGCGGGCCAUCAUGUCAGACAAUGUCCGGAAGUUCAUCUUCUCCUACCUCGCCCGCGUAAUCUGCAUGAACCGCCAGCGCCACAUCCACGCGCACAACAUGAGGCGAUUCAGCACCAACCACCACACCACCAACAACAUCAUCAGCAAGACACUCAUCAUGGAACCAGAGCCCUAUAUCAACAACAUCGUCAACAAGGACUUCCGGCGCGACAGCUACGAGAGUGAUGACAGGAUGGGACAAGACUACAUGAACGCCCUAGAGGACGAAUGGAAAAUGGCGGCCCGUAUUCUGGACCGGUUUUUGUUGAUCUUUUACUUUGUUACCAUCGUUCUUAUUAACUCCAUCUUCCUCGUCCUCAUCCCUAUCAUUCUGAGUAGUUGAAACUGUUAUGUGCGCAAUAGGUCUGUUGAUAAGUGUGAAUGACACGCCCUGUUUGAAGCCCGCGAGACCGGUUCAUGCCCCGUCCUUAGACCGACUACCCAUGACAGACCAAUUGAUUGGUCCACUGCCCUGAGUUGGACAUCCUGACGAACAUUGCUUGUCUGAAAAUGACGUCACAGAAAUAUUUCUUGGGACAUCCGUUAUAAGGAUAACCGUGAAAGAUUGCCGAAUUGAGUCACGAGCGAGUAGAUGAACUGAUAGGAAAUGCGAUUUGCCAUUUCAAACUCAGACGCCAAGUUUUGAGUUCGCGAAUGUUUAUUAGUACGGGCUUCUUUCUAUAAGUUCGUGGUAUAGGCAAUUAAAUUAAAUCAAAAGUUUAAAAGCAAUUAGUAAAAGCUGUUUAACGUCUUAGGCCUACUUAUUUUUCCUGGACCACCAGCAUUUACGAAUGGCGUAACCCUUCAAAGACCUUUCCGACACGACUUCGCAGAUAUUUUUCUUGGCGUGCUCUUAGUUUCUGGGACUUGUUGGUCUACUUAUCCAUGAUUAAUGGCUCUCCCUCCAGACGCGGCAUCGGUCAUAGGUCUUGUCUUGAACCGGGCAUUUGCUUGAGACGCAAACAGGGUUACAUCGACCUACAACGCCAUAUUGCCUUCGUUUUGAACGCAUGGCGUCAAACAGACAUUCAGGAUGACCAAUCCCCUGCCUUCCUGCAUGCAGAGCAUGAAGGUCACGUGUCUUCGAGGUUGUGGGUUCGGCACCAGAACGAAAGGGCUUCGGAAUCAAAGAUGGCGGUUUGUCCAUCUUAAAGGUGAACUGCUUUGGAUACAACAACAAAAAUUCUUUAAUCAAAACACGGAAGAAACUGAAAAAGCGAGGCUUGGGUGCAGGCAAAGGUUUUCGUCAAAGCAUCAUGGGCCCAUAGAAUAGAAUCUAUGAUGAUCAUCACAUAUCACGUUUUACAUCGGAUCUCCCAUCGUAGAUUCUAUUAUGGGCCAUCAUAGGUUCUAUGAUGGCCCAUGGAAACUUCUUAUUGAAAUCUCAUCAGAGCCUCUAUGACGGUGGGUCCCAUAUUAGUGCGCAUAAACAUCAAAGUUUAUAAUAACCCAAUAGUGUAACAGUCCAUAUCGCCUUGUUCACGGUCGGGGUGGAAUUGGUUAAAAACUCUUUACUCCACAGGGCCAACAACGUUCUGGUCUCCUUUUCUGACCAGUUGUUGCUUGCACCUUUCUGUGGCUUUUUGGGGCAUUUUAUUCAGCUCUAUGAAAGGUGACACUGACAGCGUGGUUUGUGUUUACAAGUGUUAAAAUCCUAUGAUGAUACGUCAAAAUUUAAUAACGCAUUCCACCAUGGUGGGUCCAUGGUAGAUUCGGCCAUGUGGUUUCCAUCAGUGAAUCUAUGAUAGAGAUUCGCCAUCAUAGAUCGUUGAAAGCCCAUGGUAGAAUCUGUGAUAGUUAAUACCCUUCAUAGCUUCGAUGUUAGACACUUUUGCCUGUAUACUUAUAGCGUGGGCGUGUUUUUAAUUAUGAUUCCGCUACAACUUCGCUUCUUUCAAAGUGUUCCAAAACGAUUUGUAAUAGUGCAAGGGGUUCCCCAUUAUUCCGGCUUUCUUUAUUACAUUUUAUCUUUUGUGAUUUUUUUUGAGAGAGAGUGACGUGUUUUGCCUGAUUUUCCUUUCGUGAUAAUAUGAUUUAAAGCUACAUGUAGCGUGAAAAUAUAGUUCAGUUCCGCCCGAUUGUGACGACGACGAGUUCUGGAUUGGCAAUGGUUUGUUCUCUUGAUAGUAAUAAUCAAACGGUCUCAGAUCGGAGAACCUAAAACAACUUCUGACCUUGUUCCAAGGAUAAUUGAUUACAUGUUUAAAUUUGCUGAUUUAUUGUUGUUUAGAGUCGGCACAUUCCCGGUGAAACGUUUUUGUUAUUCCCCAUAUUUUAGUGUUUCCAUACAAUAGAAUUCAAGAGAGCAUGACUUACAUUUUUUUAAACGUGCUAAUCUGUUAUUCAGUGUUCUAAAACAAAGAGUCGAAACACUCAGAAAUAGAAACACUCAAAGACGUUACACCGGUGUUACGUUUUGUCACCCAAAUGGUGUUUGUUGUGACAAGCAAUGCCGCCAUGUGACAUCAAUUUCUAUUCCACAACACCUCCAACUCAUUGAUUGAAAGUGAUUUAAACUGCUUUGUGACCGCUUUCAUAUUUUGUACCAACCAAAGUGGUUAUGGCUAGGACAGCAAAGCCGCUGUAGCUAGAACGAGGCCCAAUGUAAAAUGCACAGAAAAUGAUACUUCAAUUACAACCACGGUUUUAAAAAUGUACAACCACAAAAUCCAGGUCCUUGGUUAUACCAACUUGUUAUAAUUUACAAUUCCUAUUUUGAAUUUUGUUGAAAUAUUUGUAUGAUUUAUAGUGAUAUUAUUUGUUGACCAUUAUUUGAAUUUGUACACAGCGAUGUUUAUGCUCUAUUUUAGUUUCACGGAACUAAGACCGGUUGAUUAAUUACAUCGACAUCUAAACAAAGUCGGAACAGGAUGAUGAUGUCAUGACCAUCGGACAACAUGUGGCAAUUUAAUUUUGGUUGUAGUAAUGUGUUGAAUGUCACCAAAUGACCGUUUUGCAUAUAAUAUCUAACUCGAACUGAACAUUCAGAUAAGGUCUUAGUUCGGCGAAACUAGAGUAUUUUAUUUCAUGGGCAAGACUCCUUUGGUUUGUUUCUUCCUCACGGCUUUAAAGUUAGUUUUUAAACCAUCUGGAUUUUACCGCAUUUGUGUGGGAGGAACCCAUAACUAUAACAUCGUUCGACUUUGAAAAACCUCAAAAUCAAUAAACUUUCUCCAAAACAGUUUACAAUUAAGAUGAACUUAGAACGCUUCCAUUUGUCUUCUUUGAUGGCGUUAAAUCAGCGCCACUAUCGGCAGGAAGUAGAACCAAAUAUUUAAAAUUUUGUAUCUGGUUAUACGCAUGCGUACGCUUCCGUACAUGCGAAUACAUAACUACAUUUACAACGACUUUUUAAUGCGCAAGCUGGACACAAAAUUUGGAAUGGUUCCAACGUCUGCCGCUUGUAGCGCUGAUUCAUUGUACUCGGAGAAGUAUUGCAUGUUCGAUAUACAGUGUCCGUUGAGCGCGCGUGACACAGCUGUUUUUGUCCCCCAGGUUUCUUCUGAAGAGCCGUUCAGGAUAUUGAUGAGAAAAUAAUAUAAUAUGGUAUUUGGCAAUCAAGCUCACUUAACUGGGUGGACACUGUAAAGUGAUAAUUUCGAAUCUAGUGUAUCUGGUCAAUUGCGCCGACACAGCGGUGGAUAGGUCGGUCAAUUUGGCCGUUGGUGUUGACAAUAAUAUUAUGAUGUUGUAUAUAAGAAUACGCAUGAUUUUAAAAAGUUAAUGUAUUUGUAUAUCUGCGUUUUCCUACCACCAUAUAUUUGUUAGGUCUCCAAUGCAUGCCAACCCGUCUCCUUAAGAGACUACAACAUAUCAUAUCUCUGGAUGUUUUUGCUAGGAGGGAAGAUAUGCUUUCACACCAGUUAUGCACAAGGGCUAAUAUCAUAAAGGAAUAACCACAAAGCUAUAACCACAGAUGUGUGAAUUGGCAUUUAAUUUCUUCUGGCGGUUCUAAGAAAAUCGGUCAAAUCGCCUUGGAUCUUCGCCGCGAACUGAAGUGAUAACUUCACGUUUAUUUCUUUAUGGUAUUAUGUAUAAGAAUGUACUAUGUAUCAUAAAGCAUAAUGCAUUUCUAUGUAUUAGAGUGUAUGUACUGUCAUAGCAUAAUCUGUGAUCUUUUAGACAGCGUUAAACCCCUUUGUACAUAUGCCCAUCUUCGCUAGAAUUACCAAAUGUGUCCACUAAAUAUCAAUGAAAUCAAAUAAAAUGGAGGUAAUGAAACGAAAUGAAAUGAAACGAAACUAUAUUAUAUCAUAUUAUAUUAAACGAAACGAAACGAAACGAAAUGAAGUGAAGUGACACAAAAUCAAAAUGAAAUGAAAUUCUUUUGUCGGAACACAAUCAGGAAACCACGAAGAUAAAAAUACAAAUGUACUAGGAAUACAUAUCUAACAUCUAAAACUGAUUAUAUACAGAUUAUAUACGGUAUUAGUAACGAAAGCAGAUAUACUCGUAAGGUAAAGUCAUGUGGUAAGGUUAUAAUCGUUGUACAAUUAUAUAUAGCCCCUUCAUUGUGGAAAACAGCUCGCAGGCAGUACACAUUACUGCACACAGAGGGUGUAUUUAAUUGUACCGGGACUACAAUUGUACCAUAUUCCCUUACUUUGUACAGAAAAUAGAGAGGUUAAGAACUGCCCAAAAUACGAACGUACUCGGGACGUUUCACAAUCUCACUAAUAAUGCUCCUGAUUAUCAGUUUAUAAGCAAGACAUGUAUGCGAUAUUUGUGAGCAACUCAGAACUUAAUUUAAACGAUUUAUUCGAGAUUCGAUUUUAGUCCGAGACGAAUAAUGACAUGUAAAAUAGUGAAUGUUGUAUCAAAUAACUGCUGUACCUUGCCAUUUCAUUUGUUACAUGAAUAAAUAUUGAUGUUGUAUCGUGCAGUGUAAGAUUCGAUGGAAGUUUUCGGUUGGGUUACCUCAGACGAAAUGCUCUACCAGCCCUACAAUCUGAGCACUUUUGACCAGUACACAUUUACACCUGGGUGGAGUAAGGCAUGCAUUCUGAAGCGACCAGACCAGAGUCUUACGCCGAACGUGGGUAUCGAAGCGAUCUCCUGACCGCUAGUCGAGAUUCCUUGCCACUACACCACGACAGCGUCAUCAACUUGACAGUCUUGAUGACAUCAACCCGAGAAAUAAUCACCUCGUUUGUGUUAGUUCUCGGAUCCAAAUCCGAACCUCUCUAAUUGCGGGACAUGGUUGGAGAUUGACGGAAACGUUUUGGGAGUCGCUUGACCACCUGCGUAGUAUACCGAAGUACGUCAUAAAGAGGGAUGACCAUGAUAUCAUACAGUAUCGAUAUUAAACCUGCAUGUGAUCAUUAACGUGUUGAUUGAUUAACCUGUAAAUUCAUAAUAAUAACUGUUGAUUAAUAAUGUAAAUAAAUUACAUGUGCUCUGUU